AUGCCAUGUGAAGGCUGCAUGGAGAAGGACAAUGAGAGCACUGAUGCAACCAUGGAGUUCCUCCUUCUUGGCUUCUCUGAGCAUUUCCGUCUGCGGGUCCUCCUCUUCCUUAUCUUUCUCAUCAUCCAUUUGGUCACACUGGCAGGGAAUACGAUGAUCUUCAUUGCUGUUUUUAUGGAGCAUUCUCGUCCUCCCAUGCUUUUCUUCCUCUGUCAGCUCUCCAUCAUUGAGCUUUGCUACACCUUAGUCAUUGUCCCUAAGGCACUCCUCGGCCUGAUGGUUAUGAAUGGCAUCACCAUUUCCUUCAUAGGCUGUGCUGCCCAGAUGUACCUUUUUGUGGGACUCGGCGGAGCUGAGUGCUUUCUCCUGGCAGCCAUGUCGUAUGACCGCUACAUUGCCAUCUGCCAGCCCCUCCACUACGCAGUGGUGAUGAGCGAGGGGCUCUGUCUUAGGCUGUGCAUAGCAUGCUGUCUGGGAGGCUUUGCUGUUGCCCUGGGGUUGACAGUGUCAGUUUUCCACUUACCUUUCUGUCAGUCACAUCACAUCAACCACUUCUUCUGUGACAUCCCUGCAGUGCUUCACCUGGCCUGCACACACAGCUACACCCCUGAGCUUCCCCUGCUGGCGGCCUGUGUGCUCCUCCUGCUACUUCCCUUCAUCUUGAUCCUGACCUCUUAUGUGUGUAUUGCUGCUGUUUUGCUACGUAUCACUUCCUCCCUCAGGAGGGGCAAAGCCUUUUCCACUUGCUUUUCACAUUUGAUCAUCACCUUGCUACACUAUGGAUGUGCCUCCUUCAUGUACAUUCGUCCUAAGUCCAGUUACUCACCAGCUCGAGACAAGAUGGUUUCUCUAGUCUACACCAAUAUUACUCCAUUACUAUACCCCCUUAUUUAUAGCUUGAGGAACAAGGAAAUUAGAGGAGUCCUGAGGAAAAUGUUGAGGAAGCAGAGAAUAGCUCAGCAGAACUGGAGUACUAUCAGGGCUGUUACAGGUGUGAACUAA
Lagopus leucura (white-tailed ptarmigan) is the source of this 1002-nucleotide messenger RNA. Its product is annotated as olfactory receptor 10AC1. Gene Ontology annotation, molecular function: olfactory receptor activity; G protein-coupled receptor activity. The transcript has a single exon. Lineage: Eukaryota; Metazoa; Chordata; Aves; Galliformes; Phasianidae. Gene Ontology annotation, cellular component: membrane. Gene Ontology annotation, biological process: G protein-coupled receptor signaling pathway. Bases 1 to 1002 code for a protein of 333 amino acids. The record is from RefSeq and is a predicted model, not a curated record.